UCCCUACUCUUUUCUUAUGUUCCCUCACCUUCAACAAUCUUCAAAAAAACUCUUCCAUCUCUUGAACCUUUCUCCAUUUUUCUCAGUGGAAACCUUUCCAAUUCCUCUCUUUAUUCUUCUCCACGAUCUCUUUCCCUCCACACUUUUCACCUGUCAACACUUUCCUACUGGUUUCUCUUGAUUCUCCACCAAAAAUAGCACUUUAUUCCCUCCAUACUCUGCUACUCACACAAACAUUCAUAUUUCUGCAAACACUUUUUGGUGCUUAAAUCAAGCAUGGGGUUCUCUGAGAAAUCACAACAAGUUGAAGAAAGAGGAGUAGAAUCAGAAAGUAGAAAAUGGGUUAUCACUGGAAUCGCGUUACGAAGGCCAUUGAAGCCGAUAUAUACCACCACCCCUGUUGAGAAAACAGAGCAACACGAAGAAGAAGAAGAAGAAGAAACUUUCAUGGAGGAGGAGGAAGAAGAGUGUUCCACGACGCCAAAAGGGGAAGAAGCUAGGAUCCCAGCCACGUUGAAGUGUCCACCACCACCAAGGAAGCCAAAACCUUCUCUGAAGUGCAACUUUCGCGGUGGAGAGUUUUUCACUCCCCCUGACUUGGAAACUGUGUUUAUACGCCAUGUUGAAAGGGCUAACUGAAUGAUCUUAGAGGUUGGAAAUCAAAUAAUUAACCAUAACCACCCCUUAAUCUAGUUAAUUAGAAUCAUCUAGCAUUGAAUUUGGUUCUGUUAUUAUGUAACCUUGUUUCUUCUUCUUCUACUUCUUCUAAGUUUAUGUUGUUUCCUCUGUUAAUUAAUCUAACUAGAGCUUAAUUGAUCAGUAGUUAAGACUUAAGAGAUAUUUUUGUAUAAAGAGCAGUAUUAACGAAUAAAAAUGACUUAUUUGCUUGUAUGUUUAACCUUCACUAUGAUUAAUUGACUUGUGAGCAGAGUGGUUCUCUGCUUCGAUUGAUUUGGUAUUGAAA
Messenger RNA from Lotus japonicus, 964 nucleotides. Its product is annotated as cyclin-dependent protein kinase inhibitor SMR6-like. NCBI's taxonomy places the organism in Eukaryota, Viridiplantae, Streptophyta, Magnoliopsida, Fabales, Fabaceae. Bases 277 to 639 code for a protein of 120 amino acids. The record is from RefSeq and is a predicted model, not a curated record. Gene Ontology annotation, biological process: regulation of DNA endoreduplication. The transcript has a single exon.